This is a messenger RNA of Trypanosoma rangeli, 2133 nucleotides long. Its product is annotated as putative DNA excision/repair protein SNF2. The transcript has a single exon. Gene Ontology annotation, molecular function: DNA translocase activity; ATP binding; ATP-dependent chromatin remodeler activity. The coding region runs from base 1 to 2133 and encodes 710 amino acids. Lineage: Eukaryota; Euglenozoa; Kinetoplastea; Trypanosomatida; Trypanosomatidae. The record is from RefSeq and is a predicted model, not a curated record.
AUGAACGAUGAGGAGCUGGAGGAGCUCUUCUCCAUCAGUCAGUACGCCACCACCACCACCACCAGCAACACCGCAGCGACCUCCACAGCAAAGCUGCAUAAUAACGAUUCGGUCAACACAGUCCAGAGUGAUGGCAGCCGCAAAAGACCAGCUUCUUCCGUGGUCUCAUCCCUCCCUGUCACGUUGCCUAUACCACCUGAUAUUGAAUCAAAGCUCUUUGACUACCAGAAGGAAGGAAUUAGUUGGCUGUAUGAAAGGCAUCGAAAGGGCCGUGGUUGUCUUCUCGCGGAUGAAAUGGGGCUUGGAAAGACUGUGCAAAUUGCCACCUUUCUUGGCGCGCUGUACAUGAGCAAGCUGGCCACAAGCGCCAUUAUAAUCCUGCCGCCCACGUUAUUGCCCUUAUGGGAGUCGGCACUUCAACAGUGGGGACGCCUGGGACCACCCGUUGUGGAGGUGAUUCACAGCGAUGCCAAGGUCAAGCGGCUUCAGCGGUGGCAACGGCUGAAGCACGGUACUACAUGCCUUUUUCUUACAACCUACGGGGUGCUACGGCAGGACAGCAACUCCAUGGGGGCGCGCAUGGUCGACUACGUGAUUAUGGACGAGGCGCACCUGAUUAAGGACGCCUCCACGCAGGUGUUUCGGAGUGCCAUGGCUUUGUCGGCGCGUCAUCGCAUCGCCAUUACGGGAACACCGUUAAUGAACAACUUUGAGGACCUCUGGAGUAUCUUUCAAUUCAUUGACGGCUCUAUUUUUGGGACCACGCGGGCCGACUUUCGCGCCAUUAACGGCGUGCUAUUGCGCGGCAACGAACGCGAUGCGCUUGAGAAGGAGCGGGGAGACGCGGGAAGGCAGCUGGCGCUCAUCCAGGCGGCCAUACGCCCCUUCAUGCUUCGCCGCGAUAAACGCGAGGUGCGGAUGCUGCCUGUUGGAAAGCGGGACCUUAUUGUUUGGCUGUGCCUCAAUGAAACGCAGGAGCGGCAGUAUGUCGCGUAUGUCGACAGUGAAGGCGUGGACGUGACUCUUCGAAAUACUGACGCUGCAGAGCCGCUUGUUCUUCUCACGGCGCUGAUGCGGACAUGCGACCAUCCGUGGCUCAAUCUUAGCGAUGAGGUGUAUCGAGAAGCCAUGCGGCAUCCACUGGCGUGCCCCGAGGCAAACACCAACUGCGGUGAUGCACUCAAUAGUGCAAAGAUUGCCGCAGCCCUUGCGUUGGUUGUGAAGUGCAUUGGAGAGCAGCGCAAGACCCUAGUUUUCUCGCGAUCCAAGCGUCUGUUAGACCUUCUAGCCGUUGCGCUACGCUGCUGGUGGAUUGACUUUGCGCGACUGGACGGCGAUGUGCCGGCGGGGGAUCGGAUGAGCACCGUCCAGGCGUUCAAUGAGACUGCACGGGUGUGGGUGUGUCUGCUAACCACGCAGGUUGGCGGCGUUGGUCUUACGGUCGAGGCUGCUUCCGCCGUCAUCUUGAUGGACCCAAGCUGGAACCCGUCCUCGGACGCGCAGGCAAUUGACCGCGUCCACCGCAUCGGCCAGAUACGCGAGGUGGUCGUCUACCGCCUUAUCACCUGCGGUACUGUGGAGGAGAAGGUGUACCGCAACCAGAUCUUCAAGGUAAUGGCGGCAAAGCAAAGCACCUCCGUAGGCGCGCAAGCAGACCAGGAGGGAGGAGCGGAGUUCUACCGCUAUUUUACCCGCCUGCAGCUACGCAGUAUGUUUGAUGUGGGCACGCUGAACUGCAGCGAGACCGCGGCACAGUUAGACGCCCUGCACCCCAACGCCGUGUCUCCUGAGGAGCGCGCGGCGUUGACCGCACUGCCGUUCGUCUGCGACGUCAGCGACAAUAGUUGUGUCCACGUUGAGGCGGUGGUGAAGACGGAGCAGGAGUCCGACACCACCCUCACCACCACUGCCGCACGUCGCUGUGGUGUAAAACGCCGGCGACCCGCAAGUCCAUCACCGUCAGUUUCAAAGGAAAGCCUCCACGAGCCGCUAAGCCAGGAGGAGGUGUCGGAGAUCCUUCUCCAGCUGGAGGCGGAGGCCACAGGCAGUCAACCCACCACUGAGCGGUUGCUGACCUACGACGAUGUGACGAUACUGACGGCGUCCUCCGCUGGCAGACCGUCAGCAGAGUGA